CACAAUGGAUCAGCGAUAGCAUUUUACCCACAAAGAAGUUGGGCCGCAUGAGGUAGGAGUUUGCUCCUGUACUCAUCGAUUGCCACUCAUUUUUUCGCCAUUCUCAAAUCGACCGCUGUGACUGAAUCCCUCGUGUCGUGUUGGAUCCUGAUAACUUGUAAGAGGUAUACCCACUUUUGAUCAUUUGUGCCUGACAGUCGUGCCACAUGUUGCCGCCGUCUUCAGGCGACGCGAAUCAAAUGGAUUGGGAUGAUUUUGAACAGAGGGCUGGCCGCGCAAUUCCUGACCGGCCUCUGGGACCAAGGCGAUGCUGGAUUGGUGUUCUGCUGCAUGACAAAGACCCUCAACAGCCGCUCCAUGAGCUCGACUUCCAAUGGAUGAUCGGUCACUCGCAAAGAGUUUCGAAAUUCUGUUUGAUCUCGCGAAAUGGAAUAUUGCCGAAGCACAAGAUCCUCAAGGAAAUUAUGGACGAGGGAUCCGGGCUCUUUGUCUUUCGAGCUGUCCACCCUACCACUCCAUCGCGGUCUGCCAGCUCAUCAGCGCCUUCCCAACAGAUAUCGCAUGAGGCAUCGAGUCCGAUCGGCGCAACUGGUGCUUCACAUCCUGUUCAUCGUGUUCCAAAUCAACCUCAAGCUAGAAAUGGACUGCGUGUAUCGAUGUCCGACUCAAAUCACGUACGGAUGUCGCCACAGGUGCCUAAUGGAAAAAACAUGCCAAUAGGCAUCAUGUCCUCGUCGUCUCAAAAUUCUUUGCGUGGAACAGAUCGUAAUCUUAAAGAGCGGUUCGAUCACAAUCAAAAGUACUCCGAGCCAUCGCGAAUACAGACUGCUCCGGUAGCGCCUGUCGUCUCAGCCUCUACUUUCACUUCCUCGGCUGCAGUGCAACCGAACAGUGACGAUCCAACUCAUGUUGCUGUAGAAACAGAAGCUAUCAAGACGGAGCCAUUCCAGAACACUCCCUUCAUUCAACCGAAUGUGGAAUCUCCUUCGCAGACUCCAGGUCAUACGCCGCCCGCAAGUGCGUCUCAGACAAACAGCAUCAGUAGGUCUGAUUUUCUUAACAGGGUUGAGGAGGAGCCAUCUCAACCGUUUGACGCUGCGGACUUUUUCAAUCGUGAACCAUCACCAGAGCAGGAUCAUGGCGGGUACAAGCCUGCAGAUGAGCUCAUUCGAGGAAUCACUAACCAAGAGAAUCCGGAGGUACUCGAGGCAGGCGUGCAACGAAGUCUCACAGUGCUAGAGGAAUUCAAGCAGGCGUUUUCGACACAUGCUGCCUGCAUUCCGGACGCUCAAGCCUAUGUGGAGUCGAUCGACAAGCUAAUUCCUCAGGCGAAGCGGAAGCGCACGGUAGUGGGAGUGGUCGGGAACACAGGCGCCGGAAAAUCGAGUGUGAUCAAUGCACUACUUGAUGAGGAGCGCCUGGUUCCCACAAAUUGUAUGCGUGCGUGCACGGCAGUCGUGACAGAGAUGUCAUGGAAUGAAAGCAAGGAUCCACUAUCGAAGUACCGGGCAGAAGUUCAGUUCAUCUCACGAGCAGACUGGGAGAAGGAAGUCACAAUGCUGAUGAAGGAGUUUCUGACCGAGAAUGGUGCUUUACAGCGUGAGGCGUCUGAUCCAAGUACCGAUGCAGGCAUUGCAUGGGCCAAGUUUCACGCUGUACAUCCGAGGGUUGCUCGAGACGAGCUUAGCAACUGCACGGUGGCUCAACUCAUGUCUGACCAAGGACUACAUCUGCUUGGAACGACAAAGAUGAUCAACUGCUCAUCACCGCAGCGAUUCUAUCAAGAGCUGCAAAGGUACGUAGACAGUAAGGAGAAGGUCACGAAGAAGGACAAAAAGGACAAGACUUCAAGGUCUUUCGAGAUGGAGUACUGGCCACUGAUCAAGGUUGUCAAGAUCUAUACAAAGGCACCAGCGCUCUCAACAGGCGCUGUCAUCGUCGAUCUUCCGGGUGUUCAUGACUCCAAUGCAGCGAGAGCAGCAGUAGCUCAGACCUACAUCAAGCAGUGUACUGGCCUGUGGAUCGUCGCUCCUAUCACUAGAGCAGUAGACGAUAAGGCAGCAAAAACGCUACUUGGUGAUUCGUUCAAAACACAACUGAAGUAUGACGGUGGUUUCUCCAGUGUGACAUUCAUCUGUUCGAAGACAGACGAUAUCUCAAUCACCGAAGCCAUCGACACAUUAGAGCUUCAUGAAGAAGUGGAGAGUCUGUAUGAACAGCAAGACGGGCUUGAUAAAGCGAUAGUCGAAUUGAAAACCCGGAUAGAGGAUCUCAAGGAGUCUCAGAAAGUGUAUCAAUUGGCCGGGCGCGAAGCUGCAGAUGACAUCGAGAUCUGGGAAGACCUGAAGGAUCAACGUGAUGAUGGAAAGGAAGUCUAUGCGCCGGCCCCUAAAGCUGCCAAACGCAAGAAGGAUAGCGCCGCGACAAAGUCUCGGAAGAGACAUCAAAUGGAUGACGAGGACUCAGACACAAACUUUGUUAUCGACGAUGAGGAUGCAGAAGAGACCGAGGACGAAGCCAGUGACGAAGAGGUACAGGCCCCACAAAAGCCCCUAACCGAGGAUGAGAUCAACAAGAAGCUCAAAGAGCUCAGAGAAACGAAAAAGACCGCUAGGCGUGAGGGACUCGAGAUCAAUCCUCAAAUUGAGGAAUUGCGACCUCGUAUUCGUGAGGCGCAGACCAAAAGCAAAGCCAUCAAGGCAAAAAUCAGCGGGAUAUGCAUAUCCGGACGCAACGAGUAUUCGAAAGAAGCCAUACAGAACGACUUUGCUGCCGGUAUCAAGGAACUUGAUCAAGAGAACGCAGCCGAAGAAGACGAAGACAAUUUCAACCCCGAUGAGGAGCAGCGAGACUAUGAUCAGGUUGCCAGAAGCCUACCUGUCUUUUGUGUGAGCAGCCGCGCGUACCAAAAGAUGUGCGGACGGUUACAGAAAGACGAUACAGUGCCAGGAUUCAAUACCCCGGAAGAGACUGGAAUUCCACAGCUGCAAGCACAUUGCAAGAAGCUUACAGAAGCUGGUCGUGUCCAGAACUGCAGGGGUUUUCUAUUGAGUGUCUGCCAACUGCUGACAACGUUUACGAUUUGGGCGUCCAAUGAUGGUAUCGGGUUGGAGAUGACGGAAGACGACAAACAGAGGCAGUUCAAGUACAUCAACAGGCGGCUCGAAGAGCUCGAAGACGGCCUGGAGGCAUGCAUCAAGGCCUGUCUAAACGCGAUGAAGCGGGAGAUGAACGAUCAGAUCUUUGACAAGUAUCCCGACUUGAUUCAAGAGGCUAUUGCAGGAGCACCAAGCACGGCCGCCAGGUGGGGCGCCCAUCGAGAUGAAGGUGGUCUGUUAUGGGCCACGUACAAAGCAGUUGUGCGGAGGUUUGGUGUGUACCACUCGGCUGCAGCAGGACAUCGUGACUUCAACUCGGAACUUGUUGAGCCAAUAAUCAAGAACUUAGCAACCGGGUGGGAGCGUGCGUUUCAGAACCGUUUACCAAAGGCUUUCGCUACAUUCAUUGCAGACUCGGGCAAGAUCCUGCACAAGUUUCACGAGGCUGUUGAAGCGCGCGCACGAGAUAAUGGGAUUGGACUUGCCAGUCUUUCGACACUCAAGACCCAAAUCCAUACGUACGAGAAGCUAUUCGGCGAAUUGAACCAGGCGCUCAUCCACAGCAUGACGGAGAUGCAGCGUGAGGCCAACCGCGACUUUGCACCCACCAUCUUGGACAUAAUGCAGACGGCGUACCAAACUUGCGUAGACGAGCACGGCCCUGGCAGCUUCAAGCGAAUGAAGGCAGCCAUGGGAGAGCAUGUGGAGCGCAACCGUCAUCACAUGUUCAACAAAGCUACCAUGACAGUCAAGGGCCAUCUCGAUGCAAUGUGCCGCUCACUCCUGGAGCUGAUGGAAGUCCGGGCAGACCGGAUUUACAUCCAGAUGAAGGCCGACUACAUGCGCGUUCUCGGCGGCGUCCAGCUUAACCCGGAAGCCGUCAGGCCUCGCGAGGAAAGGACCCUGCGAGGAGAUAUCAUGGAAAGGCCGCGUGAUGUCAAUUCACAGUUUGAAGCGAUUUCAAACGGAGAGCUCGCUCCAGCAGACAAGAGCGUGGUUGAAGAGCACGUGGCGGCAGACGAUGAAGAGAGCCUGCCUUUCGCCUCUGCUGCAGGUUCCCCGGACACACCCAACGCAAGCAAAAACCCGUCCACACAGGAUGCCCUUAUGCAGGACGCCAUUAUGCAGGACACGCUUAUAGAGGACAUCACCGGUGCCAGUGAUUGAGCAAUUCGGCAUUGGCGGACGAGGUAUUGGAUGUUGCUGUUGUCCUGGGACGGCGUUGACGACGGUUAUGAAGCUUUUUCUUUUCUUUUGCGGGGUUGGGGAGGUGUUGCAUUAGGGCGGCGUUGACAGGGUGAAGAUAUCAGGGUUCCAACAUUGCUACAGAGUUUUUCGAGCGGCAUAUGGGAGGCUUUGAGAUGGCGCACAGCCAGCACACGGCGUUGGUGGUUUUGUUCUACUCUUGUCCUGCAGGUAAACACAUGCAAUGACGAAACGAUGUCAUGAUGAAUUGAGGGCUCGAAGAAGCAUGGUCUGAGAUGAAAGAGCAGAGCCGUCUUUUCCUAUCUAAUGAUAAAGCCCAAUCCGCUAAAACGCCGAUGUCGUAAGCCAAAAUGCACGCGUCUAGUCGUCCCACUCCUCGUCCAGCUGGUCGAUGAGGCGGUUCUCGCUCUCGUCGCGGCGGCCGCGGCCGCGGCUGUCGG
This is a messenger RNA of Boeremia exigua, 4744 nucleotides long. RefSeq lists its product as uncharacterized. NCBI's taxonomy places the organism in Eukaryota, Fungi, Ascomycota, Dothideomycetes, Pleosporales, Didymellaceae. The transcript is spliced from 3 exons. Bases 207 to 4265 code for a protein of 1352 amino acids. The record is from RefSeq and is a predicted model, not a curated record.